This is a messenger RNA of Letharia columbiana, 234 nucleotides long. RefSeq lists its product as uncharacterized. Lineage: Eukaryota; Fungi; Ascomycota; Lecanoromycetes; Lecanorales; Parmeliaceae. Bases 1 to 234 code for a protein of 77 amino acids. The record is from RefSeq and is a predicted model, not a curated record. The transcript has a single exon.
AUGGCUACCACUGCCUAUCGAUGGAUCAGGAUCAGAAUCAUUCAUAUCCCCAAACAUACGCCGCUGCCGACAACGAAAGUGAUGAAGGAAGUCAAUCAGAGAGACAUGUUCGCACAGAUGGAGUGUCUGAAAGCUGCACUACUUUGCAGUAGGAGAUCGAAUCUGUCAAGAAGGAACCGGCCUGCGCUGCCCCCCGAAGAGGACAGCUCGUCGCACACGAGUCGGCCUGGAUAG